Messenger RNA from Juglans microcarpa x Juglans regia, 708 nucleotides. RefSeq names its product 50S ribosomal protein L18-like. Bases 153 to 497 code for a protein of 114 amino acids. The record is from RefSeq and is a predicted model, not a curated record. Gene Ontology annotation, cellular component: ribosome. Gene Ontology annotation, biological process: translation. Gene Ontology annotation, molecular function: 5S rRNA binding; structural constituent of ribosome. The transcript has 3 exons. NCBI's taxonomy places the organism in Eukaryota, Viridiplantae, Streptophyta, Magnoliopsida, Fagales, Juglandaceae.
UGGUCGAAAUCAGAAUUUUUGAUCAUUUUCAGCGUGGUCUGGGUUGUGGACACUGCGACAUUCUGUGCAGAGUGCUCCAGCAAAAGCCAUCAGGUUCCCAAGAGACCGAAGGAGAAAAAAAAAAAAAAAAAAUACGGAAAGACGAGGAAAGAAUGGUUAUUCCUCCACCUGUAAGGCCUCCAAGAAUUACAAACUAUCUAAAGCCUUAUGUCCUGAAGAUGCACUUUACAAACAAGUAUGUGAGUGCCCAAGUGAUACACGCACCAACGGCUACUGUUGCCUCUUCUGCAAGCUCGCAAGAGAAGACAUUGAGGUCAAGCAUGGAAUCUACUCGCGAUGUGUCUGCUGCUGGAAAGAUCGGAAAAAUAUUGGGGGAGCGUCUGCUGCUCAAAGACAUCCCAGCUGUUGCUGUUCACUUGAAGAGAGAACAGAGGUAUCAUGGUAAGGUCAAAGCUGUCAUUGAUUCUUUGAGGGAAGUUGGUGUCAAAUUGCUUUAAAUUUUCUUUUGCUUCAUAAAGUGAAAUGUAUUGUCGACAUUUUUCUAAGUGUGUAGUUCUAGAAAUUCGAACGAUUUUUGAGAGGAGUAUUUUGGGAAAGAUCUAAGGAAAAUUGAUGUUGGGGUUUGUGUUUUGAUACUGUUCAAUGCGAUCAUGAUUGCUACUGGUUUCCUGGAAAUUGGGAUUGAAACUCAACUGUGUCAUUUGUCUU